AAUGCCUCCUCUUUCCUGACGCAAAUGAUCGCCGUCACCUUGCCUUGCGUUUGAACACCUCUUGGCGUAUUCUUUCACUCUGAAGUGUGCUCGUUCCAUGAUUCAAGCAUUCAAGCUCAAGUCUCAAGAGUUGCGAUCAUUCCGGCGUGGCCAAGCCGACCAAAUGCUUCUGUAGCGCGUUUGGAAAUUGGCGGGAAUGUACAUGUGGCAAGUAGGUUGCAGGUCGGGAGACACUGUGACUUUGAACUGAGCUUACUUAUCUCAACCUUUCGUUGGGUGUGCAGUCUGAAUCUUUCUUGCUUCUGCGUGAGUCCUUGUCUGUGCCUUCCUAUUCAACCGCACCGCUACACGUCAUCUCCACUACGUUGAUGUCGGAUUUCAACUUGGUUGACCCUCGCGGAUGGGAGUACGACUUGCAAUCGGUGUAUACGGCUUAUUUGGGUCAUUUCCAAUUGCAUGGAAUACCCUGGUAUGAACGGUCUUGGGGCGUAUUCUUCGAGUCCUUCGAAGAGUUUCUCACUUUUUCAUGGCCUGUGAUAACUAUUACCGAUUGUUGGACCGGGAAGGCACACAUUGUCACUCGCAUGACUUCAAUUGGUGCAUUCCUGAAGAUGAUCAAAACGAGAUUCGGCGAUACCCUGACAAUGGUGGAUAACAUCCUACGUGUCCAGCCAUUCGAAACAUCUCAACGUCACAUGCGCACCAUCUCGGAUUAUGCCUCUUACAAGAAACUGCACUCCACUUUGCCAGCUGCAGUUCUUGCCGCAUUGAAAGCGCGUGUUCGCAGUGGAGAACCUAAGGCUAUUCGUGAGAUCUGGGAUUCAAAAGAUAAAACGUUUCUUGCCGUUAGCUUCGAAAGUUCGGAGCGCAAUCCUUCCACAUGUUUGGAGUGGGGCUUCGCUGCUGCGCGCUGCAGCUAUUUAGAUGCCGUCGGCGUAUGGCCACCUGACCCCGAGGCAAACUAUAGGAGAGGUCAUUACAUCGUGACUGAAUAUGCGGAUAAAGUUCACAACAAGCACCGGCCGAACUUCCCUUGGGCGUAUUCUUUUGGAGAUAGUCAACAGAUCCCCAAGUCAAAGCUUUCGCAGGUUAUUCAAGCUGUUAUCAGGUUCUUAUCGAUAUCCUGCGUCUUUGGCUCUUGGAUUGAUCUCCUCCACAGUGGCAUGAUCAGUCCGGAUUCCGAGACGUUGCCCAACAGUCUUGUCAUUUUGAUCCAUGAAGCCACUGGGGAUCUUCGACGAUUGGAGGAAAUGAAAAUUAAGCUCCCACACAACGUUCUGAUAUUGGACACUGCUGCAUAUGAACGGAAACUGUUCGCGUCUGGUCAGCGUGGUCCUAUGAAGGAUCCCAAUGGCAAUCCCCACACGCAAGAAUCAGUCCUCUCGCUAACCAACAUGCUCCAGUCACAGGGUGUCGACGUCCAAUGUAUCAUGCAAAAUGCCGGCAACCAUGCUUUCAUGUGUCUCCUCGGGUUUCAAUUGCUGAUCGAUCAGGAAAAUACCAAAAUACCGAUCAUUCGAGGAGGAAACGCCAUUCCUGCCAUGAUGAGAAGUGGCAGUAGAAGCUCCGGGGGAAUACUCACGCCUACCAUCGCUUUCAGCCCUUCAUUGCCUAUACCAAUGAUGACCCCCUACGGUAUAAUGCCCGCCUCGUCUCCAAUGAUUUUCCCUGGAUUGUCACCCGAUUUAUUCAUGGACCGGGACAGUAAUUCGUCAAGUCGGAGGGGUUCAGGGAACUUUCCGAAUAUCCCGACGGGGGACUACACGAGGAGGGCCAGUACAUUGUCACCCAUAGCUCAGUUCCCUUCGAGAAAGGAUUCGGACGGCGAUCAAGACGUUACAGCGAGGAUAAACGGCUUGAGAAUAGCUUCAGCCUAAGGUCGUUCGCUGGCUGUUUUUGGACUUAGUUAUUACUAUUGUGUACUCAUUCUUCUGAAUUCGGACUGGUUAAUGGACAACUCGAACUCUUGGCAUCUUAGAUUUACCUAUCACAUUCUUCACAUUUCUUGCAGCCCUUCUUAAAUUCCCUUAUGCGAUACGCACAUGAUCCACAGAACUGAAUGUAUAUGCAUGGCUGGCAAUAGGGAGGGUACAACACAAUUCAAACAACGGAGUAACUGUCAACGGUAAUGCUGGCAUCUUCCGAGAAUACGACCUCUUCACCGUUGUCGAC
Somion occarium is the source of this 2172-nucleotide messenger RNA. The record is from the annotation of a GenBank genome assembly. NCBI's taxonomy places the organism in Eukaryota, Fungi, Basidiomycota, Agaricomycetes, Polyporales, Cerrenaceae.